AUGUUUGCGCACGUCAUGUACACAGACAAGGCUGAAGCGAUCGUACCUGUCAGCCUAAUCCGGAACUUCAAUCCGAAAGACGUGACUGAUUUUGAUUCAACGUUGAAGAAAACGUUCUGGCAGGGCCCCGAUGAAGCACAUGGAAAGUUUUACAAAGCAGAAGUACUGAAACUUGGAGAAACAAAGGAGGACCUUCUUUCGGACAUGAUAAACCUGGGACUAUGCAUUCCUGCAGUGAUAGAAGGUCCAUAUGUGCCCCCACAAGAAAAGCCUGUGGUGAAGCAGCCUCCAUUGGCCAUGUCGCAACACAAAGGAUCAGUGGCGCAGCCAGACCUCCAAGCUAGCUGCAGCUGUCACAAGAUGACUUGCAGCAAAGAAGCCGUUGCACCAGGGACUUCACCUGUGGCUGUUGAAGUACUAGAGGACGCUAAGGAUGAUGUCCAGUCCAUACAGUUGUCAGGUCCGAGCACAACCAUUGUGGAAAGUGCAGUGCCAUUCGAUCAUGAGGUGUUGGCUUCCACGCCGUGUCUUGAGAGUGCUGCGCCAUCACCGUUGCCUUCACUACCCAUUGAGGAACACUGUUUUGAAGAAAGUCAAGGAACGUCUGGAACCGUCUCUGACAUGAAAAAGAAAAAGGAAAGCCCCAACGACGGAUCCGAUACCGAAUACAAUUCGGACGUGGACUUUCCAGUUAAAGAUGGGCGGGUCAUUCUCUCUGAUGGUGUCACAAUGAAGAAAGACCGCUACGAAUGGGUCAUGGCAUCAAGAUCAGACUCGAAGUUUUGCAAAGACGUCGUACGGACAAUCUGGAGCACAGAUGAACUGAUGCAUCGCAGUGUUACAGGUGCUGCAUGCCGCAGAACAAAGGACGCCCAAGCGAACCGUGCCCUAACGCCAAAGAAGUUGUCAGCAGCAAAAAAAUGUGCCAAGUUCCGUUGGCAUAUGAAGAUGCAUUUCUGCAGCAAAAAUCUGCCAGAAAAUUGA
Molecule: messenger RNA, 984 nt
Organism: Ornithodoros turicata
Lineage: Eukaryota; Metazoa; Arthropoda; Arachnida; Ixodida; Argasidae
Product: BEN domain-containing protein 5-like
Exons: 8
Coding region: 1-984 (327 amino acids)
Biological process (GO): negative regulation of DNA-templated transcription
Molecular function (GO): DNA binding
Source: RefSeq, a predicted model, not a curated record